AUGGCGAUUCCACAAAGAAACAAGCGCAAAGCAAGAUCCUCGCCGGAACGGCUAACACAACCGCCGGAACUACCACACAACUCCGACGUUCCUUCUUCUUCGUCUUCUUCUGCCGCUGAUAAUUUCUUUUCUUGGUCGACGAAACAGUUUGCUUUCCCGCCAGGUUAUAGAUUUGUACCAAAGGACCAAGAACUCAUCUUUCAUUACUUGAAACCCUUUUCGCAAGGCAAUAAAUGCUCAUUGCUCAAUGUUCCUAUCCAUCGUGUGAACAUCUACGAGUCAAAUCCACAACAUCUUUCAGAGAAAUAUGAGAAGGGUAAUGAUAAAGAUUGGUUCUAUAUAUCGGAGAGGACCAAGACCGGUAAGGCUGGAAGAAGUAAUAAACGUGUCGACAAUGGAGGAUAUUGGAGCGCAACUGUAGCUGCCCAAAAGAUCAACGCUGGAAAUGGCAUAGUCGGCUACAAGACUUCACUAGAGUACUAUGUUGGGAAACAAUCAAAUAGUGUCAAAGGGGAUUGGUUAAUGCAAGAGUACUGGUUUGAGUCUUCUGAUGAUAACAACAACGAGAAGGUGGAUCAUGCUUUGUGCAAGAUUUAUCUGACUCCAGCGGCAGCAAAGAAGAAGAAAGCUGAGGAAGCAGAGAAUGAGAAGCUGAAGAAAGAAGAAGACGUUGAGCAGCUGGAUUUGAAUCAACCAGACCAAUUGCAGCUGCAACAGCCUCAUGAUAUUGUGUAUCAACCGCAGUAUUGUUUACUUCCAGAACAUCAUCAGCCGCAGCCUUUUCCUGAUAACUUUUCUGAGUUGAUCAGCUUUCAACAGCAACCAGUGAUGAUCCCAGACGAUUUUGAAGAUUUCUUGGCUGAAUUCACUAAACCACAUUCACUGGAUGGAGAUGAAGAAUUCAACAAUUAUGGUUUGUUUGAAGGCUUCUUUGACACAGAAGGAAUGAUAAAACAUUAA
Messenger RNA from Arabidopsis thaliana (thale cress), 960 nucleotides. RefSeq names its product NAC domain containing protein 64 (gene NAC064). The coding region runs from base 1 to 960 and encodes 319 amino acids. Gene Ontology annotation, molecular function: DNA binding. NCBI's taxonomy places the organism in Eukaryota, Viridiplantae, Streptophyta, Magnoliopsida, Brassicales, Brassicaceae. Gene Ontology annotation, cellular component: nucleus. The transcript is spliced from 3 exons. Gene Ontology annotation, biological process: regulation of DNA-templated transcription; DNA-templated transcription. The record is from RefSeq and is marked reviewed.